Molecule: messenger RNA, 1035 nt
Organism: Naegleria lovaniensis
Lineage: Eukaryota; Heterolobosea; Eutetramitea; Acrasida; Naegleriidae
Exons: 1
Coding region: 1-1035 (344 amino acids)
Source: RefSeq, a predicted model, not a curated record
AUGAUCGAGAAUUUUUAUGGAGUGGCUCGACAACAUUGUGGCUCCAACACCAAUCUGAACGCUGAAAAUUUCUUGAAUGCUCUCAAUAAUUUUUUAAGUGCCUUAAUUGUUGGCUUACAAUUCAACAAAGAGAAAGAUCAAUCCACAAGAUUACCAUAUGAGUAUUAUUGUUGCUUCCCAUCACCAGAACAUAUUAAUUAUAUUGUUAUUGGUGAAUUUGAAAGAGCAUGUCGCACUUUUGCCAUGCUUUCAGAUGCUGAAUAUGAAGCUCCAACCAUUCAUACUCUAUUGUUUAAUUUGAAUAUACCUGGUAUUGAAGUUUUACUUACAAAAGAAUUCAAAUUGAAACAAUAUUCGAAUAAUGAUAUUGUGGAAUUCGAUAAAUUGGAGCAGCAAUGGAACAGAACACAUCAACCACACAACAUGCUGCAAAAUUUCAAAAACAAACAAUCCAAUGCACAUAUCACCAUUGGAGGAAUUAUCUAUCACAAACAACAAUUGAUACGUCAAGUAACAUUUAGUCACAAAACUUCUUGUGAUGUUUCGAGAUAUAGAAGGUUCGAUAAGAGAAAACCUAACACUAUCUCACAACAAUCAAACUCCCUCUCAUGGCCACUCUAUUCUCAACUGACUUCUCAAGAACAAAUUGAAAAACCAGAAGCAAAUCAGACUCUCAAUUCCGAAUAUUUAAGUAUUGGUGAUUAUGUUCUCCAAUUAGAUGAAAACAAUCAUGUCUUCAUCUGCCAAAUUAAGCAAAUCAAACAGUGGACAAAAAGGACUAAGAAGAACAAAAAACCUUUGCCAGGAUGGGAAGGAGAAGAUUAUUUAUAUUCUAUCAAAUGGGAAUACCGAAGAGAUACUAAAAUGGGAGAGCUCAAUACUUUUAGAUUUUUCAUGAAAACUUUUGUUGUGAAUGAAGCAGAUUGCAGAUUGAUAGACGUUUCUAAAGAUUUUACACAAUAUUAUGAGGAAUUUACUUCGUUUCCAAGAACCGUCAUUGUGGAGAACGGUUUUUUAGUAAGCAAAAUAAACUGA